This is a messenger RNA of Alosa alosa (allis shad), 2977 nucleotides long. RefSeq names its product dishevelled-binding antagonist of beta-catenin 1 (gene dact1). The transcript has 4 exons. Lineage: Eukaryota; Metazoa; Chordata; Actinopteri; Clupeiformes; Clupeidae. The record is from RefSeq and is a predicted model, not a curated record. Bases 348 to 2972 code for a protein of 874 amino acids. Gene Ontology annotation, biological process: regulation of Wnt signaling pathway, planar cell polarity pathway; negative regulation of JNK cascade; negative regulation of canonical Wnt signaling pathway. Gene Ontology annotation, cellular component: cytoplasm.
AGGUGCGGGGCCAAUGCUGUUUCUCUGGGGCACAAAUAUUAAAUCAUUUUUGUUUGUCUUAUUCUGUACAAACUAAGUGUUUGUGCUAUAUGUAUUUUUUUAGUGCGGCUUUAUGUAACCGGAAGGAUUGUUUUUUGACUUGAAGUGGACAUUUGACCAUGAUAGUCUGUAAAGUUAUGGAUAAAGACCAUCGGAGAGGAUACAGUUUAACAUUGUGAAGAACGCACAGUCGCAAUUGGGACUCAGAUUGCUUUGCUUAUUCAGUAUUCAUUUUGCUUUUUGUAAUAUUUACUUGGUUGCAUGGUUUCCAAAAAGUUCCAACCCAAUGAUAUAGGCACAAAAUUCUGAUGCUUUCGGAUACAAUGAAGCAAACGGUUGCUUUGGCAGAGAUGCUGGGCGCUAAGGACUGCACUCUGUCGCGGGACAGAAAGGAAUUUGAUCUACGGUCCAGGGAACGGAUGGAAGGAGAGAUGGAUCGCGUGCGAACCCGGGAGAGACUGGAAGCGACUAUUGCGGGAAUAGGAGAACUGGAGUACUUAAGACAGCGUCAGGAAUUGUUGGUCCGUAGUGUUUUAAGUUACACGGACAGUGCUUCUGCAACGAGUGAGGAUAAAGUCUGUCACGUGCCGGAGGAGAAUUAUUUGAAUAAUGAAGAAAAACUUUUGGAGGAAAAUAUCUUAUUGCUGAGAAAACAGCUGAACUGCUUGAGAAGGAGAGACGCUGGUCUGAUCACGCAGCUGCAGGAGCUGGACAGACAAAUCAGUGACCUGCGCCUGGACACCAAGCCGUCACACGACCACGUGGAAACCGACAGCCGGCCCAGCUCAGGCUUUUACGAGCUGAGUGACGGAGCGUCAGGAUCCCUCUCCAACUCCUCCAACUCGGUCUUCAGCGAGUGUUUGUCCAGCUGCCAUUCCGGCACCUGCUUCUGCAGUCCUCUCGACACAUCGCUGUGUGCCUCUGAGGGACGGCCCAAAUCUGCAGAUGAGGGUGGCUGUACAGAGUGUGAGGGCCAAUGCGAGGACCAACAUUCCGGAACAGUCCGCAGGUCCCUCUCUGCUCCAUACUCCCCGUCCCUGGAUGAUGGCCAGGGCAAGUACCACUGCGAUCUGAUUGCGAAGAACGGCAACGAUGUCUACCGGUACCCUAGUCCCCUUCAUGCUGUCGCCGUGCAGAGCCCCAUCUAUUUCCAGUCACUGACCAACCAGCUUAAGGACGAGGUGGGCCUAACGAAAGCAUGCGACGUGUUGGGGGAGGGGGGGCAGAAACCAGAGCAGCCCCUGGUGCCCCAGAGUACCUCCUGGCCUGCCCCAAACGUCCCCUCCAACAAAAAACUGGACAGCUACAUCUUCGGGCUACUGCAGAGGAGGGCCCAGCCAAUGAGGCCUAACAAGCCUCGGACGAGCAUCAACACAGACCCUUCCAAGAGCAUCCUGCGGCAGGCCAGCCUCUGCGUUCGGCAGGCUACUGGCCAGGCCCCCGGGUGGACCCCCGAGGUCAAGCCGAACUGGCAGGCAUGCUUACCGAGCGGGAGUGUGGCUAGCACUGAUGCUAAUGCUAAUGUAGCAUCUCCUCAGAGACAGUGGUCAGUAGAGGCCAAGGGCGAGCUCUCGGAAAACAAUAUGGCGUCUGUGACGUCCCAAAUGCCCGUGUCCCAGCCUCAGAAUGGAUAUAUAAUCACCCAGGACAUUAACAGCAACAGUUUGUUGAAAAAGAAAGCCCCCGCAUCUGGAAAGGGUCAACCAUUACUGCCUAGCUUGUCAAAAGACAGUGAGGACAUUGGCAGUCCUAGUGCGGUCUUGUCCCCUAAACACGCAAUGCAUCUUUACUCUCCUGCAAUAGAGGACAGAAAAUCCGCAGCACAGGCUGUCAAAACGACUACCCCAAAGAAAACUCCCAAAUCAUCUUCCCUGGUUUCCGCUGCUGUUGCGGUGUCUUUGAGAGACGAUAGGUCAACGCUGGAGAGAGUGAGUCUGGGAUCGUCCUCUCAGAGCCAGGAUGAGGGGAGCCAGAUGGUCAGCGCUGAGUAUAUCCCUGCUCAGAAACAGGCUGUGAAGCUUCGCAAAGGGGGCGGCAAGAACGUCAAGAUCGUCAAAGUCAAGAGCGCCGCCACGUCCACAUCCAAGUCUCGCCCCCACGCCGAGCCGACGUCAGACGCCGCGGCUCCGACAGCUGCGCAGGGUGCGCCCAGGGAGCGGCAUCGAAGUGGAUCCAAGAAGCCUCGUCAUGUCGAGGACCCCCACCAUGUCCACACCCACCGAUCUUCGAGGAAAGCCGGCUCCUCUUCCUCCAGGGCCAAGAGAAUCCCGGCCUCCAUUCCCGAGGGUCGUAUCCUGGACAAGCACGUGGUGUCCACGCACCGGUCCGUCUCGUCCCGGCACCACACCGGUCACCAUGGCGGUCACCACCACGGGCACCACGGGCACCACCGCGAGGCCGUCGUGGUGGCGAAGCCCAAACACAAACGCAACGACUACCGCCGCCUGCGCGCCAUCGCCGAGGUGCCGUACGACGAGGCGUUCCGGCGGGCACACCGGCGGCAGAAGCGCGAGCUGCUCAGCCAGAUGGCCAACACCAUGUACCUGCCGUCCAACGCGCCCUUCACCAGCCCCUACGCCUACGUGGGCAGCGACUCGGAGUACUCGGCCGAGUGCGCCUCGCUCUUCCACUCCACCAUCCUGGACACGAGCGAGGACGAACGCAGCAACUACACCACCAACUGCUUCGGCGACAGCGAGUCCAGCAACAGCGAGGCCGAGUACGUGGACGAAAGCACCAGCAGCAGCGACUCGGAGGAGAGCGGAGGGGCCAACUGGCCGCAGUUUUCCCAGGGGGCCUCGGGGGCCGUGCACCCACAGGAGAUGACCGCCGCGCAGGCCAAGGCCUUCGUCAAGAUCAAGGCCUCACACAACCUGAAGAAGAGGAUCCUGCGGUUCCGCUCGGGUUCUCUGAAGCUCAUGACCACCGUUUGAGCGGA